UUUUUUACUUGCUCUGUAAAAACUCACCCUUGCAUGCCCUUUUAUGGAGUCUAAACUUUUCAAGGUUCAAAAAGAAAUCUAUUGUAUAUUGAUGGUCAGAAAUCAGGGGGUAAAUAUUUCAAGUAAAUAAAAAAAUAUAAAAGCGAACGUUAAUCAAGAGAAAAUAGUUCUUUGCAAAAAGAUACAACUACUUACCUAAAAUUCAAAAAACAUUACAAGUGUAUAUAUAAAAGAUAUGUUACACAAAAGUCUCAUCAUCCUUGUGUAUUUUUUUGGUGUUGUUGCCCCCCAUUCUUGGAUGAGUUGUCCAUCUUCGCUUCUGAUGUCACUUGGGAGAGGAGGAGUACAGAGCAAAGCUUGUGAUGGCAAUCCUGAGUCUGAUUUAGUUCCUGUAACACAAUUGCAGGCCGGAGAUAGAUUGAAGAUUGGAUGGCCUUCAAACAACCACGCUGGUGGUUACGUUCGUUUGUCUCUUGUUUCGUUAGGUCAGCAUACUUCAGAAAACUUUCAAAAAAAUGUUCUAAAAUUUGUGUGCUACGGUAGUGAUAUGCGAGUUAAUAAUAUAAAAGCAUCAAAAUAUGGCGACUGCUAUCAUCCAUGUAAUGCAAGACCAGGGUGUGAAUUUCAAUCAGAAAGCAAUGAUUGCGAACGGUACGAUACUACCAUUGGAAUUCCAACUAAUUUAAAGGACGGUGAUUACGUACUACAAGCUGCUAUGUUAGUAGGAAAUUCAGAAGCCCCUUAUUACAGUUGUGCACGGCUUAAAAUCAUCGGAGGAAAUCCAAGUUUUAAUUGUUUUUCUAAAGAAGAUCCAAUAACCUAUUCAUGUUUGAAAUCCAACGGUCCAGCUCUCGAAUCACAUUUUCUUAAAACAGGUUCAACGCGUGGAGAUUUUUGUUACCAUAUAAACGGUUCGAUAGGCGGAAUUGAUGAUGAUAUAUAUAAAGUCCCUAUAAAUGUUGAAUGUGACCCAAGAAUAAGUUGCAUGAAUUCUGUUGAUACCAGCUGUGAAACAAACAAUCCAUCAAUGAAAAAUAUUUUAACACCAGGAGUAAGUCCAAAACAACCUAAUUGUAACAAUAUAACCGUCACUCCAUAUCCAUUAAGCUCUUGUAAUGACAAAAGACAGAACCGCGACGAAGAAGGAAUUGAUUGUGGUGGGGCAUUUUGUGAACCAUGUCCAACCUUAUCCCCAAACAACAGCGGAAGUUUUGAUUAUUUUGUACAACCUAUCAACCAAACAACAAUUCUUUGGGGUCAAGGAAAAAGUGGGGGAAUGUUCCAAAUAACAGUGAUGGUAAAAAAAGAUGUGUCUACAGAACAAUGCUGGCAACUUACAUUGCAAUACGGACGCCCAUUGCUGUUUAAAUCUGAUGGUAGUACGCCGAUAGGAAAAAGCGUUUGGAAUGAUGGGGUUCUUGUAUAUGUUAACCCAGCAAGUAAUAUAAUCACAAUCGAAAAGCAAAGUUGGAGCGCAAACCCGAAGACUGGACAGAAAUUAAUUAUUAAUUUCGUUGCUUAUCCUCAUCCGUCAGAUCCAGACCAACAACCUUGGACGAACUCAAACAUGAAACCAUUAACUGCUUCUUUUGAAAUAAAACCUAAAGAGAAUUGUUUCAACAAGCCAUUGAAAUAAAGACACGUAUCCAAUAAACUUUACACAACUGGAAAUUAAUGUAUAUAUGUGCAUAAAAAAUUAAUAAAUCUACUAAUAAAAUUAAA
This is a messenger RNA of Hydra vulgaris (swiftwater hydra), 1722 nucleotides long. RefSeq lists its product as uncharacterized. NCBI's taxonomy places the organism in Eukaryota, Metazoa, Cnidaria, Hydrozoa, Anthoathecata, Hydridae. The record is from RefSeq and is a predicted model, not a curated record.